Canis lupus familiaris (dog) is the source of this 525-nucleotide messenger RNA. Its product is annotated as hemoglobin subunit zeta-like. Gene Ontology annotation, cellular component: haptoglobin-hemoglobin complex; blood microparticle; hemoglobin complex. The record is from RefSeq and is a predicted model, not a curated record. Gene Ontology annotation, molecular function: haptoglobin binding; peroxidase activity; heme binding. The transcript has 3 exons. Bases 97 to 525 code for a protein of 142 amino acids. Gene Ontology annotation, biological process: oxygen transport; hydrogen peroxide catabolic process. NCBI's taxonomy places the organism in Eukaryota, Metazoa, Chordata, Mammalia, Carnivora, Canidae.
GGCCCCCACCCUGGCUCCUGGUAUAUAAAGGGAUGCUGGGGGCUGAGCACCCCACAGGCCGGCCCUGAGCACACCCAGCUCCCACUCAGCUCCACCAUGUCUCUGACCAAGGCCGAGAGGACCAUCAUCCUGUCCAUGUGGGGCAAGAUCUCCACCCAGGCGGAUGCUAUUGGCACCGAGGCCCUGGAGAGGCUCUUCGCCAGCUUCCCGCAGACCAAGACCUACUUCCCGCACUUCGAGCUGCGCGCGGGCUCGGCGCACCUGAGGGCGCACGGCGCCAAGGUGGUGGCCGCGCUGGGCGACGCGGUGCGCAGCCUCGACGACGUGGCGGGCGCCCUGUCCAGGCUGAGCGAGCUGCACGCCUACAUCCUGCGCGUGGACCCGGUCAACUUCAAGCUGCUGUCCCACUGUCUGCUGGUCACCCUGGCCUCGCACUUCCCCGCCGACCUCACGGCCGACGCCCACGCCGCGUGGGACAAGUUCCUGUCGCUCGUGUCCUGCGUCCUGACCGAGAAGUACCGCUGA